Bipolaris maydis ATCC 48331 is the source of this 2477-nucleotide messenger RNA. RefSeq lists its product as uncharacterized. Gene Ontology annotation, biological process: regulation of DNA-templated transcription; DNA-templated transcription. Lineage: Eukaryota; Fungi; Ascomycota; Dothideomycetes; Pleosporales; Pleosporaceae. The record is from RefSeq and is a predicted model, not a curated record. Gene Ontology annotation, molecular function: DNA binding; zinc ion binding; DNA-binding transcription factor activity, RNA polymerase II-specific.
AUGAACAUCCAUCAAUUUGUUGGCCCACCUAUCGGAGGUACAGCUUCGGGAAAAAACCGCCAGCGGGCAGCGAAAGCUUGCUUAUCGUGCGCUGAGUCGAAACUGCGUUGUGAAGGAGAUAAACCAUGCAGGCGGUGUGAGCAACGAGGUUUGCCCUGCCGUUUCCCUAGAAAAUCCCACCCAGGGCUGAGCACGCGUCGGAAAGCAUCAUGCUCAAUCGACAAGUCCCAACUUGCCACACUUCCUGCCGAAAUAGUUGUGUUUUCAGGCUCAACUAAUCACGAAUUUCAGUCAGCAUUCACGCCGUCUGUAAAUCGUAUCGAAAACGAUAGCCACUCAAUCCCUGGUUCAAUCAACACCAUAGACCCUACAGAACUGCAAGUGCCUUCUGGAAAGAUUAGCGCAGGUUCCGCAAUCGGAGAAGAGAACAGCAUACUCGGUCCAAACACUGUUCAACUUCAGCAACCUUCUUCUACUGAUUUCUCUGCUGAAACGAGCUGUUUGGGCUUGCUGGACGCUCCUGGCGACGAGCUAGGAUGGUCGUGGGAUGCUUUAAAUCUGGACAUCCUCGAUUUUGGCUCCUUGGAAACCCAGCCUUUAUCCGCAGUGCCACCAGAGAGGGACGACAUGUCAGAAGCUGACCGAAAUCUUUCCAUGGGCGAGAGCGCAUACAAGCAAUCAUUUCUGCUCUGGACGCCAAGGGAAGGCGAAGGCUGGUCUGCUAAAAUCGCAGAUCUCCUUCUCGCUCUAGACGAAAUGAUGUCUGCUUCCGUAUCUGCUGAUCUCCAACAGCAUACUCUCGUGCACCUCCAGCCAUCAACGCGAUAUCGCAUCCUCAGCUUGGUUUUGUCUUUUACAGACUCUGCGGACCACUGCCGCCUUCUCUCAUCCUUUCCAUCUAUCAGAGUGCUGGAAUACCUACUGUCCAUGGAACUUGCCGAACAAAGCCGGGAAGCCGAUUGCUGGCUUCAUGUUCCCAGCUUUGACCCAAACACGGCCUCCAUGGAAUUAGUCAUUGGCCUCAUCGCUGCUGGGGCUUUCCGGUCAGAUAGUGCUGUAUUUCUGAAAUUUGCUCUUGCUUUACACGAGCUUCAUCGAGAGCUGAUCGCUUAUUUUCAGGGCGACCCCCGCAAUAUUCGAAUGCUUGGCCCGGUCCAGUCUUUCAUGCUUUUGAUUCAAGCCGGACUGCAGAGUGGGGAUAGUCGGCGAAUCGAGAUCAGUGAGGGCAUGUUCAGUAUGCCGAUUACUAUGAUAAGGAGGGGAGAUUUUUUACGGCUUCCGUAUCCCGAAGGCAUUUCACCGGAGUUGCGCGACAACAACCUUGAUUUGAAAAAGAAAUGGUUUGCAUGGGUUGAACAUGAAUCUAAAAAAAGACUUGUUUUACAUUUGCUCAUACUCAGCACUCAGCACUCGAUGGUAUCCCUGACACCGCCCCCAUUGACAGGCACCGAGAUGCAUAAUGGUCUCCCAGCAGCGCUAGAGCUUUGGAAAGCGCCCUCAGCCGAGGCAUGGCGGGUAACCUGGCUCAAGCUUGGUCCUUCACCGCAAUUGUCAAUACGCGCUUGUAUCGAGGAUCCUAGCAAUCUGUCUUCCCUUGGAAACUCUGUGGAUAUUAGAUACACAGCUAUAGUGGUCCUCAGUGGGUUAUGGUCAAAUACAUGGCAGUACAAGGAGCGCUUGAAGGCCUGUGGCAUAACACCAGGUGCCACACAAAACACGCGCACAUUCAGCACUCAAGCACUCUACCAAGAAGCACGAGAAUCAUUAGAAUCAUUUGCGACCACGCACAUGCAUUGGCUUGGUCCGAUGGAUCCUUGGCUUGCCGUUCUACACGAGCGGCAGCUCAUGUAUCUUCACGUUUCUCUCGAAGACCUGCAAUUGCUCGGCGGUAAGGAUGGUGAACACGAAGCACGCCGCGUCUUUCCACAACUUAAAGAGUGGGCUCAAAGUCGGUCUUGUCGACAAGCCAUGUGGCAUGCUGGUCAGAUCCUGCGGGAAGCACGUGGAAACGGGGAUUCCACCUUGAAAGUGUCGACAGUUCUCGGAAUCUAUCACGCCAGCCUUAUUUUGUGGUCAUACUCAAUUAUUUCCAAAGCACAACUUUCGAACAGCCCUGCAGAUCAAAAUCCACAACUGAAGCUUGGAUGCCCUGUGACAUCGUCCAAGGAGACAGAGAUAGUGUUAGACGGCUACCAUACCCCAUUGGUGCAACAUUUUCUAGCAUCGGGGGUUGGAAAACCCUGCAUAACGCAAGGUCGACAAGGAACGGACAAUAUGGAGCAUUUGACUAUUGAAGUCAUAUGUCAGCCUGAGACUAUGGCUGUAUUCCAGGAUCUGUUACGUGAAAAGUAUAUGAUUGACUAUCGAGAUUGUCCCAACCUAGUCGGUAACCUUGUGCACCUUAUUGGAAAGCUCGGUCAGGCUGCAGAGUUGGUGCAACGUCGGCAAUUUUAGUGCAUGCAGACUUGGAGCAUACA